UCCUCUCGUCUUUUGCAGAUGGCUCCCCGGGCGGCAGCAGCAGCAGCAGCGGCGGCAGCAGCAGCUCCGCCGAGCAGAACCUCCGCCGCUACCGCACCGCCUUCAGCCGCGACCAGCUGGCGCGCCUGGAGAAGGAGUUCCUCCGCGAGAACUACGUGUCGCGGCCGCGGCGCUGCGAGCUGGCCGCGCAGCUCCACCUGCCCGAGUCCACCAUCAAGGUGUGGUUCCAGAACCGUCGCAUGAAGGACAAGCGCAACCGCCUGGCGCUGGCCUGGCCGUACGCCGUGUACUCGGACCCCGCCCUGGCCGCCUCCAUCUUGCAGGCGGCCGCCGCCUCCGCGGGGGUGGGCGGUCUGCACGGACUCGCCGCCUUCAACCCCUACCCGCUGCCGCCCUACUACCACCCCCACGCGCACCCUCCACCGCCAUCCGUGCCCAGCUCCGUGCGAUACUCGCCCAUGCACUCUCACCCGGGCUUCCACCGGCCCGCGCCCGCCGCCCAGCCCCCCGUCAGCCUGGCCAGCGGGGUGUCCGGAGGCCCCGGAGGAGUGUCGCCGCUGAGGUCCCCGCUGGGGUCGCCGCCGUGCCCGACCAACCCGUUCCUGCGGCCCUUCCCGGGGCCCAUGGGCGGCAUGCCCCCCGCACCCCUGUCCAGCCCGCUGUCCAGCCCGCUGUCCAGCCCCAUGUGCCCGCUGCGCCUCAGCCGGCUCAGCCCGACGCACUCGGAGCACAGCUCUGGGACCGUGUCGCCCACCACCGUGUCGCCGACGGCCGCCUCCCCCACCGCCAUGUCGUCGCCCGCGGGGCCCGACGCCGCCGAUGACUGCGACGGCUCAGGCAGCUGCCGAUGUGGCAUCGUGAACUGUGUGGCCUCGUCAGCAGCGUCGUCCUCCUCGUCGCCCACCUCGGCCACUUUCACCUCCUCCGCGGCCGUGUCGAGGUUACUGAUGGCCUCGUCGCCGCCGGCGCCGCUGCCCCUGCCGGCGCACCGCGGCCUCAGCACCACCACCAUCACCUCCAGCGGAGUGACUGUUCACCACGAGCCGGAGCCGCCCAAGCUCUUCCAGCCCUACAAGACGGAGACGGCUUGAGCUCGUCACUCCCGGAGGGCCCCGGACCCUAACUGCUACUGUGCAAUAUUUCCGUCUGCACGCCGAUGAGACAUGCGAGGGGACGUUCGCUUCCUUAUUUUGGCUGUUGAAAAGUUAAUAUCGAUUUAUUGUCAACUAUUUACUUCGUGUACAAUGACGAGAAAAUUUCCCCUUCUGCAACCGGUUACUCUAAGGGUGUAGACUCUACCAAUUUUUAUGUGAUGUGUAUUAUAUGACAAGAUUUUUGUUGUAAUUUAUUUAUAUGAUAUGGGUAAUCAAAACCUGCCUCUAUUCAAAGGAUUCCUUUAGUUAAUAAUUGACUCAUUGUUUUGUUGUUGGUGAACCUUCAAACCAAAGAAGUGAUGUAUGAAUUCUAUACAUAUUAAGUGAUUUUCAUGUGCUAUA
Messenger RNA from Frankliniella occidentalis (western flower thrips), 1496 nucleotides. RefSeq lists its product as uncharacterized. The record is from RefSeq and is a predicted model, not a curated record. The transcript has 2 exons. NCBI's taxonomy places the organism in Eukaryota, Metazoa, Arthropoda, Insecta, Thysanoptera, Thripidae. The coding region runs from base 240 to 1091 and encodes 283 amino acids.